AUGUCGCAACAAUUGAAGAACCCCUUCCCCACGGCGCAGCAAAAGCUCAAGGGCUCCGACCUCCAGAUCGUCGGCCUGAUCCCCCAGGAAGCGAAGCCGUUGUUCUCGGCGGAGGCGUUGGCGUUCGUCACCUUGUUGCACCAGAACUUCAACCACGUCCGUUUGGAAUUGUUGAACAACCGUAACUUGAUCCAAAAGGAGUUUGACGCCGGCAAGUUGCCCGACUUCCUCCCUGAGACUAAGUACAUCAGAGACGACCCCACUUGGCAAGGGCCCUCGUUGGCCGAGGGUUUGAUUGACCGGAGAUGUGAAAUCACCGGUCCCGCUGGUGACGCCAAGAUGGUGAUUAACGCCUGCAACUCUGGCACUGCUUGCUACAUGGCCGAUUUCGAAGACUCGAUGACCCCCGCCUGGGCCAACGUCGUCAACGGUCAAAUCAACAUGCAACAGGCGUUGAAGAGACUGUUGACCGCGUCGCUGGGCUCGAAGACCUACAAGAUCACCACCGAACAACGCAUCCCUACUUUGAUUGUCCGUCCCCGUGGGUGGCACUUGGACGAAAAGCACGUGCUCAUCAACGGCGAGCCCGUGUCUGGUGGUAUUUUUGACUUUGCCAUCUACUUCUUCAACAACUGGAAGUACUUGAAGGAACAAGGUUUCCCCAACGCCUACUACUUGCCCAAGAUGCAACACCACUUGGAAGCCAAGUUGUGGUCGAACAUCUUCAAGUUCUCCGAAGACUACGUCGGGUUGACCCGCGGUACCAUCAGAGCCUCGGUGCUUAUUGAGACUUUGCCCGCCGCCUUCCAAAUGGACGAAAUCAUCUACCAGUUGAGAGACUACUCCGCUGGUUUGAACUGUGGCCGUUGGGACUACAUCUUCUCCUACAUCAAGUCGUUGAGAAACCACCCCGAAUUUGUCCUCCCCGACAGAUCGCAGGUGACCAUGGCCGCCCCCUUCAUGUCGCUGUACGUCCACUUGCUCGUGCAAACCUGCCACAAGCGUGGUGUCCACGCUUUGGGUGGUAUGUCGGCGCAAAUCCCCAGAAAGGACGACGAAGCCGCCAACAAGAAGGUGCUUGACGGUGUCAGAGCCGACAAGAUCAGAGAAGUCACCGCCGGGUGCGACUCGUGCUGGGUGGCCCACCCCGGUCUUGUCCCCAUCGUUCUCGAAGUGUUCAACGAGUACAUGAAGGGCCCCAACCAGAUCCACACUCCCCCCAAGACCCCUUACCGCAACAUCAGCGCCCGCGACUUGUUGUCGCCCCACAUUGCUGGCGGUAAGAUCACCGAGGCCGGGAUCAGAGCCAACAUCAUCAUUGGUCUUGGCUACGUCGAGGCGUGGUUGAGAGACAUUGGCUGUGUCCCCAUCAACUACUUGAUGGAAGACGCCGCCACCGCCGAAGUGUCGCGCUCGCAAUUGUGGCAAUGGGUCACCCACGGCGCCACCACCGACGACGGCAAGAAGAUCGACAAGGCCUACGUCAAGAAGCUCUUGGACGAAGAGUACCAGAAGUUGGCCAAGGCCGCUCCUGCCGGCAACAAGUACAAGCGUGCUUUGGAGAUCUUCGCCCCUGAAGCCCUCGGUGAGCACUACAACGACUUUGUCACCACCUUGUGCUACGACGACGUCGUCACCGCCGGCCGCCCCAUCACCGCCGAAAAGUUGUAA
Messenger RNA from Diutina rugosa, 1671 nucleotides. RefSeq names its product malate synthase (gene MLS1). The coding region runs from base 1 to 1671 and encodes 556 amino acids. Gene Ontology annotation, cellular component: peroxisomal matrix; cytoplasm. Gene Ontology annotation, biological process: glyoxylate cycle. The record is from RefSeq and is a predicted model, not a curated record. The transcript has a single exon. NCBI's taxonomy places the organism in Eukaryota, Fungi, Ascomycota, Pichiomycetes, Serinales, Debaryomycetaceae. Gene Ontology annotation, molecular function: malate synthase activity.